Messenger RNA from Rotaria sordida, 1080 nucleotides. Lineage: Eukaryota; Metazoa; Rotifera; Eurotatoria; Philodinida; Philodinidae. The record is from the annotation of a GenBank genome assembly.
AUGACAUUUGUUUCUGUUCAAGUUACUUUUUUGUACUGCUGCAGUACAUCUCUAUCAUCGGCUGAGAUUAGUCCUUGUGCAAAAUGGAGUCCACAUGGUAAAACAGUGGCUGGUAAUGGUCUUGUCGGUGAUACGCUGACUCAACUGGCCACACCCAGAGGAAUUUUCAUAAUGAAAAGAAUGAAUACAUUGUAUAUAGCUGAUUCAGGCAAUUAUCGAGUUCAGAUGCUACCAUUGAGUCAAUCAUCUAAUUUGGCUACAACUGUUGUAUUCGAUGUUAGAGAACCAUCGAAGAUUUAUGUUGAUGAUGAUGAAAAUGGACCAACAAUUUACAUUUCAGUUUUCAUUGGAAAUCGAGUUGAAAAAUGGACGAAAGAAGCAUCAAAAGGUAUUCAAUUAGGUGAUGAAUGUCGAUCAUGUUUUGGUAUAGCAGUAGAUAAAGAAAAGAAUGUUUACAUGUCAGAAUUAGAUAGAGAAGAUGUAUUAAAAUGGUCACCUCAAACGAAUUUGACGAAAGUUGUUGCUGGUCAAACAGAUCAACGAGGAACAACGGACAAAUAUCUCAGUUCACCUCAUGGACUUUAUUUUGAUCGAAACAGUGAUACUUUAUACAUAGCUGAUUCAGGAAAUAACAGAAUUCAAAAAUGGAAAAAGGAUGCUUUAUCAGGCAGUCAAGUCGCUGGAUCGAAUACAUCUACUCCGAGUGCUGAUACUGGAUCCUUAGAUGAACCUGAAGGUGUUUGGGUUGAUGAACUAACAAAAAUUGUUUAUGUAGCUGAUACAAUGAAUAAUCGAAUUAUUCGUUGGCUUCCAAACACGUCUGUAGGCGACAUCAUUGCGGGUGGAGAAGGUUCAGGCAAUGCAACUAAUCAAUUCAAUUCACCGAGCGAUUUAGCAUUCGAUAGCGAAGGGAAUCUGUAUGUAUGCGAUACUUGGAAUCAUCGUGUACAAAUGUUUUCGAUCAUUGACAAUAAACCAUGUUCUUCAACUUCAACAGGAAAGAGGCAAAUAUACAGUAAUUGGAUAAUGAUCACAAUAAUUCUGUCAAUAUUAAGAUGUAUCAUUGAAGGACUAUUUUAA